GUCAUAUUGUUGAUUAGAAAGUCAAGGUGAGUGCACGCAGACCUCUAAGAUCAUAUUCUUCCUCCCACAGAUGAUGAAUCGAUGACCUCUGCUACUGUCUGGAGAGGGAUAAGGGAAUACUUACUUCUUGAGAGUUCACAAGAAUUUAAAGCCAGUAGAAAGGAAGAAGAAGUGAAAGCAAAAACAAAUUCAAGACUUGACCACAAUGGACGUGGGUGGUCCCUCUGAUCGGUAGGAUUUGGCACCCAAAGCAGAGGUUUGAAACCAUGGAUGAUUGCCCUUAUUGUGUUAUUACUGACAGUGGUAACUGUGGCCACUGGUCUUCUGGCUUACUUCUUAGUCUCUGGCCAGAAAAUGGAGUAUUAUCAUGGCACCUUUAAAAUUUCAGAUCUACGAGUCAAAAGUAAUUCUGGACAAAGCAGCCCAUACCAGCUUAAGGACUUACAGGAGAUGAGUGAAAACUUGCUCCUAUCUUUCCAGACACCUGAACUAUUCAAAGAUGGAAUGGAUGCUGGGGCUAGAUAUUCUUCUCAGCAGGUGGAUGAUACAUUUAUAGAUUCGGCCUUGAACAAGCAUUAUAUCAAGAACCAAGUAGUCAAACUGACUCCAGAGGAAGAUGGUGUGACAGUAGAUGUGAUUAUGGUGUUCCAGUUCCCCUCUGCUGAGUCAAGGGCAGUGAGAAAAAGGAAAAUCCGUAGCAUGUUAUAUAAGAAGAUAAGUAACACCAGAGCUUUGUCAAUAAAUGCCUCAUCAGUUGAAGUUAAUGCAAUGAGCUCAUCGACAGGGAAGCUAACUGUCCAAGCAUGUUGUGGUAAACGAGCUGUUCCAUUAAUAGUGAACAGAAUAAUAUCCGGAGAGAUUGCAGGCAAGUCUUCCUGGCCUUGGCAAGCUUCCCUUCAGCAUAAUGACACACAUCAAUGUGGCGCCACCUUGAUUAGUAAUACGUGGCUUGUUACCGCAGCGCACUGCUUUAGGAUUAAAUCAAAUCCACAUCAAUGGACUGUUAGCUUUGGAACAACAAUCAACCCUCCAUUAAUGAAAAGAAAUAUCGAAAGAAUUAUUGUCCAUGAGAGAUAUCACUUCCCAGCAAAAGAAUACGACAUUGCUGUUGUGCAAUUAUCAUCCAGCGUCACCUUUACUGAUGAGAUCCGAAGAGUUUGUUUGCCAGAAGCCUCUGUGUCCUUCCAACCAAAUUCAACUGUCUAUGUCACAGGAUUUGGAGCACUUUUUCAUGGUGGGGAAUCCCAAAAUGAUCUUCAUGAAGCCAGACUGAAAAUCAUAAGUGAUGAUGUAUGCAAGCAGCCACAUAUGUAUGGCAGACAUAUAAAAUUUGGGAUGUUUUGUGCUGGCUAUCUGGAAGGAAUUUAUGAUGCCUGUAUGGGUGAUUCUGGGGGACCUUUAGUUGGAAAGGAUCUUAAAGAUACCUGGUAUCUCAUUGGAAUUGUGAGCUGGGGAGAUAACUGUGGGCAAAAGAACAAACCUGGAGUCUACACAAAAGUGGCUUAUUACCGAAACUGGAUUACUUCAAGAACGGGCCUCUAAUUCACUAUUACAAGUUAAACAUUGAGAGCUGUAUGCAGGUCAUACAUGUAUGAGAAUCCAUAUAUUCUGUGGUUGUAGUACAAUGAAGUGAGAUUAAAUGAUAUGUUUUA
Messenger RNA from Lagenorhynchus albirostris (white-beaked dolphin), 1652 nucleotides. It is a transcript of the gene TMPRSS11A, whose product is annotated as transmembrane serine protease 11A. Gene Ontology annotation, cellular component: plasma membrane; extracellular region. The record is from RefSeq and is a predicted model, not a curated record. Bases 271 to 1542 code for a protein of 423 amino acids. Gene Ontology annotation, biological process: proteolysis. Gene Ontology annotation, molecular function: serine-type endopeptidase activity. The transcript has 12 exons. Lineage: Eukaryota; Metazoa; Chordata; Mammalia; Artiodactyla; Delphinidae.